Messenger RNA from Caenorhabditis remanei, 3843 nucleotides. RefSeq lists its product as uncharacterized. Lineage: Eukaryota; Metazoa; Nematoda; Chromadorea; Rhabditida; Rhabditidae. Gene Ontology annotation, molecular function: protein binding. The transcript has 12 exons. The record is from RefSeq and is a predicted model, not a curated record. Gene Ontology annotation, biological process: actin filament polymerization. Gene Ontology annotation, cellular component: cytoplasm; actin cytoskeleton. The coding region runs from base 1 to 3843 and encodes 1280 amino acids.
AUGCAACGGAAAUGGUUCGCGUGGCUCUUCACACUUCUCAUUUUACACAAUGAUUGCGUGCUCGGCGCCUAUCACUGGCGGCUCAGUGAGGAUGGGAAGAGGAUUGAGGCGGUGAACGAUUCGCCGUACAACUUGCGAAUGUCGGGAUCCCUCACGGACUUUCUGAAACAAGUGGAGAAUGUGCGGGUGAUUACGCAGCAUGUGGAUGAGAUGCAGGGGAUGUUGAAGAAGAUUUCGAAACAUGAGAAUUUGGAUAAUCCGAAAUUUGAAGAAGACUUUAGACAACAGGAGGAGGCUUGUGUAAAAUCCCGAGGAAUCAAACUCGAGCCCGACAGUUUCCACACCUCGUUCACUGCAGAGCUCUGUCCAGAAUUCCACGAGUCCUAUCAAAAGUAUACCGCAUUUGUGAAGGAGUACUUCGGGUCACCACCGGAUAACGAUAAUCGACCGCCCAGGUGUAAUUAUUGGUUUGAGGCGGUGAAGAUGAAGGGGCAGAAUAAUGUGGAUCUUGGAAAAAGUCUCAAUGACAAAGUGGGUUCUGAAGAUGAAAUGUAUCUGAAAGUGCUCGAUAUGUACUUCCCGGAUUUCGCCAAAUUCACACGUGGAUCCGAGGGGAUGUCUCGAUACGGAAAUAUGCUCUCCAGUAUGCUAUCUCAUGACGAUGAACGUGUAUCCCGGAACGCUUAUCUUCACAUGGCGGCGGCCGCCUACUGGAGGGCUCAGGGAAAAAUAUCGUAUGCGUUGACAUGCUAUGCGACUGGAAUUCAUUUUGUGAACGAUGAAACUCGAGCUCCACAGAUCGACGCGUUCCAUCCGGCUCACGCGGAGCAAACUAUCCGAUUGUCGAUAGCGACGCUAUUAAAUAGAGCUGGAUACUCGGUGGAGGCUUAUAUUAUUUUAAAGCAACUAACACCUGCUAACAUGGUAUCCUGUUACCUUGGGAUGAUGUACGCUGCCACCGCCGAUUCGUCUGUUUUAACCGGCCCAGAAACUGGAACUGACCCGGAAACAGACAAAGCGACGAUUCAUUUCAAAUUGACGCAGAAGGAGAGGAAUGGGAUAUUCAGCAAGACUUUCCAUAAUUAUGCAAAAGCGGCCAGCCAGUUUAAGGACGCCAAGCGAGAGCAAAAACAAGCCGACGGAGAGCUUCUUGAUCAAUUUUUCGAUCUAGGAGAAUCCAAAGCGUAUGUCAUCUCUUGCCACAUGAGGCUAUAUGAAGCUCUGGAACAACAAAAGGAGAACUUGGAGAAUCUUGUCAGUGAGAAGACGAAUUUCCAGAAGUCCUAUAACAAGAGAGUUGAUAUGAACACAAAAGUUGUGGCCUUGAUAGCACCUGCUGAAACUCGAGCAAAUCAGAGACUGUUCUUUGAUCAAGUCAAGUAUGGACCGCAUCCUAAGCGAAAAUGCCAACGUGUUCAAAUCAAUCGAUUCCCUGCCACCAACAACAAGUUGAAUGUAGCCUCAACGUUUGCUUGUCACUUGACAUGCACUCCUGAAGAGUACGAGACGUCGAUGGCUCCAAUGAGAGAGAAGACGUUGAGGAAUCGACCACCGCUCAAUGAGACGUCAUGGAAGGUUGCAGAGCAGUACCCGAGGAAUCGGGUGUUCGAGAAGACUCUACAAGAUAUUUCGAGGGAAAGUCAACGGGAAGGUUACUUCCGAAUGAUUAAGCCAAGAUUUUCGGAUGUGGAACUUGACGAGAAUAUCGAUCGCUAUUGGCGACGCGCGGAUUGGCCGAAUUCUUUGGAUUGUCAGGCGGUGGUGUCCUCCUCCAACCCUUUUCGAAUUAACACAUUCCCUCAAGUCUUUAUCACUCCGGAGAAUAGAGGGUGGAUAAUCUCUGAGCUGCUGACAACUCAUCUUGGCAUGUCGGCUACCGAUAGCCUUCCGUUACCAUGGUUCGAGCCACGGUGUGAUUUUGUGAAAAUGGAUGAUUUGAGAGUGUUUACAGGGUUCGAAGCAAUCGAGCGUCUCCUCAACCCCCGUUUCGAUCGAAGAUCCGAUGAGUACGCCGAGAAAACUCUGAAGACUCAAUUCGUCCGGUUAGCCGACAGAGUUGUCGAAGAGCACGAGAUGGCGGGAAGGAUUCAUUUGCUUAUGAAGCAUAGCAUCGGACCCAAAUGGGUAUCUAUGAAUCUGGCAGGACUCUAUUGGAGGGUUCAGGGUAACCCCCAUCAGGCAACUAAAUGCUUGUUAGGUGCUUUCCUUGAUAAACCCGAAGAGUCCUUCAUAGCGAUUGUCCAGCUGACUCAAGUCAUUCUGAAAUCCACUAAAAUGAUUAAUGAUGCGAAUGGAUUCUUGUCACAACAGCUGAAUCUUUUGGGUUACAAAGAACCACUCUUCCAUUAUGUCCAAGGAAGAAUGAAGCUUUUACAACAUGACGUCGACAAAGCGAUUCAACAUUUCAAGGAUGCGAUGGAUAAGGAUCCGGAUCAUGCUGUGAUUGAGGAGGAUUUGCUGAAAAUCGCAUGUAGUGGAAAGUCGACAAAACCAGCGAUCUCUUCACAGUUUCCAACUGUUUGCUGCUCACAGCAAGUGCAGAAUGCCGUUUGUAUUAGGCCCCGUAAAAACAUGGAAGAGCAAUGCUACGUCGUCGAGAAGUCCCACGUGCCCAACGCUCAACCACAUCUUGUCUACCAUCGAUGCAACGGAGUGUAUGACGGAUUCAGUAAGAAGACCGCCGAUUACGCCAACAUUGUUUCUCCAUUCCUCCUCAUCUUCAACUUCAUAACUCCCCGAAAUGACGUCACCAACUGGGUGAAUCAAGUCGACGGUAUCCAGACAGUAGAAUCCAGUGAAAUGCCACUAGACUACGGCGGCUGGAGCAAUUUCUUCACGAAUCGCCCGGCAGAGUGGUGGGAUAGUGCCACCAACGAAAUGAAGUAUAUUCUUCCAACUAAGAAAGAAAAAGAAGCAAAUCACUGGGAGGAGUCAUGGAGCUCCGAUCUUGCUCCGAUCCCUGAGAAGCCUUUGUCCUUCCUCUGGAUCCGUGAGAAGUCAAUGAUGAGACAAUACGACGCGAAACUCCCAACCGAGCUGCCCAAACCAUCUAUCCAUCAGAUUCGUCGUGGUGUCUCGAUCUUCCCUCCACCACGUGUCGCCACCAUGUCCUGUAAUGGAGUCGCCAAACCAGAGGCGAUCUUUGAGAACGCUCCAUCCACCUGGGUCUCUCUCACGGCUAAAGGAGAGGAUAUCGAAAAAUACGUGGAUUUGAGAGGCCCCAUGCCAGCGAUGGCAUCUCUCCAACCUGUGUGCCCCACUAUGGAUAAGUAUAAGAAUUCACCGAUUCUAGGGCUGGAUCAUAUCCCCGCUUUUGCGUUGAGCGAUCAGUUUUUGUUCUAUCAACCGGAGAAGGCAUUGUCUGAGGCUUUGAAAUCUCUGGGUAAUGAGAGGGAUACCAUUGAGCAUGUGGCAGCGAGACUUCACGCUGCAAUGCUUCAUAGUAAUGCUAAAGACGGUCACGUCUCCUGGGUGUUGUGCGUUCUCUCGUCCCUCUAUUGGCGUGUCACUGGAAACGCUGAAAACGCGAUGGGAUGCCUCCGAUGUGCUCUCCACACGGCGCCACCGCAUAUGAGAGAUGUCGCUUUGGUGUCCCUGGCUAACAUCUGUCAUCAAGCGGGUCUUCUGAAUUCUGCGUUGAUCUCUGCUGGAGCGGCGUUGAGCGCGUCGCCAAGACUCGUCGCUAUUCAUUUUACGUUGGGCAAUAUUUAUGCGUCGAUUGGAGAUUAUCAGCGGGCACUAAACUUCUAUUACUCCACGCUGUCUUUGCAGUCAAAUUUCCAACCAGCGAAGGACAGAAUCCGCACUAUUUAUUGUCAUGCUAGUCAGGAAUUUGAAUUCUGA